Messenger RNA from Argentina anserina (silverweed cinquefoil), 1032 nucleotides. RefSeq names its product zingipain-2. Lineage: Eukaryota; Viridiplantae; Streptophyta; Magnoliopsida; Rosales; Rosaceae. The record is from RefSeq and is a predicted model, not a curated record. Gene Ontology annotation, molecular function: cysteine-type endopeptidase activity. Bases 1 to 1032 code for a protein of 343 amino acids. Gene Ontology annotation, cellular component: lysosome. The transcript is spliced from 2 exons.
AUGGAAACAUCUACAAUGUUAAGGUCUGCUUGCUUUAUGUUGUUACUUGUUUGCACGCUGUGUAUUUCACCAUCUCUGGCUUCUACAGAAAAGCAGAAGCCGAUGGGUUACGAGCAGAAAUCCAUGAGGGAGAGGUACCAAAGGUGGCUGGCAAAAUAUGACCGAAGAUACAAGAAUAGAGACGAGUGGGAAUAUCGUUUUGGAAUUUACCGGUCCAAUGUUGAGCUUGUUGAUUUCAUAAACUCUCAAAACCUGUCUUACAAACUUACUGACAACAUAUUUGCAGACAUGACAAACCAAGAGUUCACAGCCACCCACUUGGGUUUUCAAGCUGCAAAAAAUCCAAAGACAAAGUUCAGGUAUGAAGGGAAGGGGGACCUGCCGACUACAGUGGAUUGGAGAAAGAAUGGCAGCGUAACUCCGGUCAGGGAUCAAGGCCGAUGCGGUAGCUGUUGGGCAUUCUCGGCAGUUGCAGCUGUGGAAGGCCUUCACAAGAUCAAAACUGGAAAACUGGUGUCACUCUCUGAACAACAGCUUGUGGACUGCGACAUAAACACUGGGAACAAAGGUUGCAGAGGUGGAUUCAUGGACAAUGCAUUUGAUUACAUAAAGAAGUACGGAAUCACUACCCGAAGAGACUAUCCCUACACAGGAUCAGAUGGCACCUGCAACAAAGCUAAGCAGAAAAACAUUACUGUGAAAAUAUGUGGCUACGAAACAGUGCCUGAUAAUGAUGAGAAAAGCCUACAAGCUGCAGUUGCUCAUCAACCUGUUUCUGUUGCAAUUGAUGCUGCUGGUUUUGCUAUGCAACUCUACUCAUCUGGUGUUUUCUCUGGCGUGCUAUGUGGUAAGAGCCUCAACCAUGGAGUCACUGCAGUCGGAUAUGGAGAAGAAAAUGGUAGCAAGUUCUGGAUUGUGAAAAACUCUUGGGGUCGUAACUGGGGUGAAUCUGGUUAUAUCAGAAUGACACGUGAUUCUACUGAUAAGGAAGGUGCUUGCGGGAUUGCUAUGAUGUCAAGCUACCCUGUUUAG